Messenger RNA from Enhydra lutris kenyoni (northern sea otter), 1955 nucleotides. Its product is annotated as cytochrome b-c1 complex subunit 10. Gene Ontology annotation, biological process: mitochondrial electron transport, ubiquinol to cytochrome c. The transcript has 3 exons. The record is from RefSeq and is a predicted model, not a curated record. Gene Ontology annotation, cellular component: mitochondrial inner membrane. The coding region runs from base 91 to 261 and encodes 56 amino acids. NCBI's taxonomy places the organism in Eukaryota, Metazoa, Chordata, Mammalia, Carnivora, Mustelidae.
UCCCCAGGCGCCUGCGCGCUGCGGCCGCCGCGCCUGCGUAAUGCAGCGGGGCGACAGUCGGGGUCACCCUGAGCUGCGGACGGUGCGGCAAUGCUGAGCAGGUUCCUGGGCCCGCGCUACCGCGAGCUGGCCAAAUACUGGAUGCCCACGGCAGGCAUGUGGGGCGCUGUGGGCACCGUGGGGCUGGUGUGGGCCACGGACUGGCGGCUGAUUCUGGACUGGGUGCCCUACAUCAACGGCAAGUUUAAGAAGGACGAUUAAACCGACCCCCCUUGGACUCCUCCGGAGAACGGGAGCCAGGAGUGGUGCUCACCCUGCCUUGUCCCCCCUCCAGCCAUCUGCUGCUGCUGUCUUCUUCCCUGGGAGCCCCUGCAGUGUCCGGACCAGCCCACGCCCUCAGCACGGGCCUUGAGGAAAGUGACAGCGUGACUGAGGGCUGUUUCUGACGGUAGUUUCCUUGUUUGAAUGCACACAGCAUUAAACUUGCUCUGAAACCUGGCCCACCUGGACGUGGUCGUGUAGGGACUUGGCAACCUGACUGCCGCCGUGGUGGUGUGAGUGACCUGGGGUCCGUGGCUGCGGCAGAAUCCGGUCACUUACGGUGUUGAAUGCGUAAUACCUGUGCCGUGUGUAAUCACCACCGCGAGAAGGUACCGCACACCCAGGGGGUGUAAAACAGCAAAUGACCUCUCGAUUUCUGUGGGCAAGAAUUAAGGAGUGACUCAGCUGCGCGGUCCUGGCCCUGGCUUCCUCAGGAGGACGCGGGCAGGGUGUCAGCUGGGGCUGUCUCCUCGGAAGGCUAGCCCGGGGCUGCGCUGGGUGGGACUGCGCUGGGUGGGAGGGGCCGGUCAUGCAGCAACCCUCACACUGCGGGGGCCUCUCCGGGGCGCUCCUGGAGCCGCCCUGCGUCCUGUGUCUUGCGACCUUACCCAGAAGCCACCCUGUUAGAAAACACAUUCCCGUAUGUAGCCCACACUCGGGGUUGAGAACGCGGCUCUGGUUUGAAAGGAGAACUAUCAGAACUUGUAGAAAAGUGAAGUCAUCCCAUGAAUGACACAACAGUGAGCAGGUACACUGGGUCUGUGGCUCCCAGGUCCGUGUCCCCUGUCCCCCGCCCCUGCCAGGGUGGGGGGUGUACGCAUGCACGUGCAAAUUUGUGAAAGCGGCUCUUGUGUUGGUUUGCCAUCAGGAGACCCCAUGGGCGGGGCAGCUCCCACAGCAGGACUGGAUCUUCUCGGUUGUGCUGGCUGGGAGUGGGGAUCGGGGUUCUCACGGGGUUUGCUUCUGGUGAGUUCCCACAUCCUGCCUUCUGGCCGCAUCUUCACCUGGCUGCCCCCCCCCCAGCACAGCACAGGGAGGAGGCGGCAGUAUGUGCUCUGUGUCCCUGGACUCUGAUCCUAUGGGGACAGGGCCUCCCCUCCCAUGCUUCGGUCCUGAGGCCCGGGCUCCUGCAGCCAUGCUAGGGAUUAGGGCGUCAGCACAGAACUGAGGCACAGGCGGGGGAAGACACGCAGGGAACAGUCUCUGUCUUUAACACCAGCAGUGGCUUUCGUGAUUCCCCUUCCUGCGCGUCAUUCUCUUACCGAGGCAUCUUUCCUGGGGGCCACACCACCCGGGUAGGGUCCUCCGCUUUGACAUGGCAUAACAAUUCCCAUCCUGGUGCAGGGCUGGGCAGCCGGGCAGCCCCGCAGCCCCUGGGGCCAUGUGGGGCCAUGUGGCCCUCCUCCCACAGUUUUAUGUGAUUUUAUAAUGUUUAACAGUUUCAGUGAAAAUACAACUGAGCCUGCAUCCAUAAAAGAAAAGUAAAAUUCCAAGUCAGAUGCUGUUAUAAAUACAAUAUUGAGGCUUAAACUAUUGUGAGUUUUAAUACAACUUUUCAGUAUUUUAGUACUUUUCCAACCACUUUAAGUUCUGGCGGUGGGGAGGAGUUAACUAUUAAAAACCACAUAAAAACA